AAACAUAGAAAUAAUUAAUGAAUAAAAAAGGUCACAAACAAAAGGACGGAAUAAAUAGGGUGAUAGAAGUGCCAGGUGGAGGAAUUAAAUCCUGAGUAGAAGUCAAAACAUACUCCCAAUGUAAGUUUAGCUAAUAAAGCUUUUAUGGGCAUGCAUGUGUUUAAAGAUUGUUAGCUAUUUGCUGUUUUGUUGCUUCUUUACUUCCUUUUUUUUUUAUUUUUUGAGAGGAAAAUUAAAUAAAUAAAGUUUACAUUACAUUUUUAGUGGUUCUUUCAACCCUCUCUACUACUCAUUACUCGUACUAUAUAUCUUCCCAGGUCAAAACUCUUAAAACACAAAUAAAAACACUAUCCUUUUAUUUUUUCUCUCUCCUUAAAACAAUCUUAUAUUUUAAUUUUCUCCUAGAGAGGUAUGGAAGGCGGAGAAGAAUGUAGCAGCAACGAGUCGGGUUGGACCAAGUAUAUUGAUCCAAGCGAGAAUUAUAACUACAGCGGGGUUGAUGAUGACGACGAUGAUGAACUCCAUCGUCGUCAUCAUCAACAUCAUCAUCUUCAUCAUCAUCAUCGUCAGACUUACAAAUAUAAAAAAAAUAAGGAUGAUGAUGAUGAAGAUGAUGAUUCUUUUACUUCGGAUGCAUCAUCAGGUCCGGGUCUUUACCAUGACGCCGAACCUGAAAACCAACACCACCACCACCACCACCAUCAACAACAAGGGAAGAAAUCUAGCAAAGAAGUGAAGGAAAAGAAGAAUCAUACAACAAAAUAUGGUAGUGGAAAAGGAAAGGAAACUACAAAUAAACCAAGUAGUACUACUUUUGUUUUGAAACAAAGAAAAGGUAAGAAAUAAAAACCAAAUUAGUUAUUUUAAUUUACUUGUUAGAUUAGGUAGGGGGAGUUGGUAAAAAGGUUGGGUUAAGGGUAAAGACCAAAUAUCAAAUUUGUAGGCAACUUUUUUCCUUUGCAAUUAAGUUUAUAUUAUAUUUUAUUUAGAAAGAAGGAGAAAAAAAAAAUUCCUGCUUGUUAGUUUUGCUUUGUUUUGUUUUAACAGCAAGAAUUUCGCCUGCAUCCACUGAUGUGUGAUUUUCUGUUUUUGUAAUUGUUUCAAUCCAUAUAAUAUGUGUGUACUUA
Messenger RNA from Chenopodium quinoa (quinoa), 1127 nucleotides. Its product is annotated as sarcoplasmic reticulum histidine-rich calcium-binding protein-like. The record is from RefSeq and is a predicted model, not a curated record. NCBI's taxonomy places the organism in Eukaryota, Viridiplantae, Streptophyta, Magnoliopsida, Caryophyllales, Amaranthaceae. Gene Ontology annotation, biological process: cytokinin biosynthetic process. The coding region runs from base 412 to 846 and encodes 144 amino acids. The transcript has a single exon.